Messenger RNA from Nerophis lumbriciformis (worm pipefish), 1593 nucleotides. RefSeq names its product WW domain binding protein 4 (gene wbp4). Lineage: Eukaryota; Metazoa; Chordata; Actinopteri; Syngnathiformes; Syngnathidae. The record is from RefSeq and is a predicted model, not a curated record. Gene Ontology annotation, biological process: mRNA splicing, via spliceosome. Gene Ontology annotation, molecular function: zinc ion binding; protein binding; RNA binding. Gene Ontology annotation, cellular component: nucleus; precatalytic spliceosome.
GUAGUGUGUUUUGGAAGGUCCAAUGAACUACAAGCAAACGUUAUGGGCGAUGACGUCAUCAUUAAUGGCCCGUGUUAUUCCUGAAUGUGGACAGCCGCUGCCUCGAUUUCUUAUUUUUGUAACUGUUGUUUGCCUUACAAUCAACCCCAAAUACUAUAAAUGGCGGACUACUGGAAGUCACAACCGAGGAAAUUUUGCCAAUAUUGCAAAUGUUGGAUCGCGGACAAUAAGCCAAGUAUAGAAUUCCACGAAAGAGGGAAGAAUCACAAAGAAAAUGUGUCAGCCAAAAUUAGUGAGAUUAAAAAGAAGAGUGUCCAAAAAGCGAAGCAAGAGCUGCGUGCGUCUAAACAGUUUGCAUCAAUGGAAGAGGCUGCGCAGAAGGCAUAUCAAGAAGACUUGAAGAGGAUGGAAAUGGAAUCAGGAUACGGUCUCCAACCCACAACACUGUUAAAACCUAAAGCACCACCUGUGGUACUGUGUGUGCCACCACCACAUUCCAGAAUACCUCCGAAGAAAAAAGCGAAAUCAAGUCAGCCAAAUGUAACACAGGCAUGGGUUGAAGGACAUGCAGAUGAUGGAACCACAUACUAUUUCAACACAAUCACUGGAGAGUCUCGAUGGACCACGCCUGAAGGCUCUCAAAGUUCCUCGGACAUUGUGCAACCCGAACAGAAUAAGAUAGCUUCCGGCAGUCUUUGGACGGAAGGUCUCAGUCCCGAAGGAUAUACAUAUUGGUACAACACUCAAACAGGAGAGUCCAGAUGGGAGAAGCCAGAAGAAUUGCCCUCAAGUGAGGCUCCUGAAUCCAGUACAGCAUCCAGCACGGUGGAAAAGCAUCAGGAAGAGUCAACAUCAUCUCAAGAGGAGUCAACAGGAGGAGACAAGGGUUCUGAUGUUGCGCAGUUGUCUCAGGAAGCAGAAGACCCAAACAAUUCCUCAAGGAAAAGGAAAUCAGAGGGUGAACCUUUAGAAAAGGAAGAAGAUAGGACAAGCAGCAAAAUGCCUCAAGUUGAGGAGGAGAAAGAGGGGGUCCAAAGUACAAAUGUUGAACCUCAAGUGAUAACACAGGAAGAGGUGGUAAAAGCCAGGAGGCCAAAAGCAUUCAACCCUUAUGGGGCUUGGGAGCAGAUAAAGGAAGAGAAGGAUCCAUACGCCAGUGUGGACUUACAGCUGCCCUUAGCAAGGGUAGAGGCAGAAGUUGUACCGAUUGAGUUACCACCGGAACCGAAACCCAAGUUCAUGGAGCGCAUCAUCACCUCACUCGGAGUGGAAAGCGGACCUGCCUCAUUCAAGAAAAGCAAGACACAGAACGGCAAAUCCAGACGCUUCCGACAGAGAGACAAUGAUGACUAAGUGAAAAUGUCAAUAUCCGGAAUCCGAAAUUGCACUUGCAUUUUUUGGGACAGUUAUGUUCCCUUUUGCUGAGCAAAUGCAAACAAUGAAAUCCUAUCAAUCAACCAGAUUUUUUUUGUUUAAUGUACCAUGUUUUUUGAUUUUUUUUUACAUACAACUUCUUAAGCUCCUUAAACAAAUUAUGUUAAGUAUUAUCCAAAUCUGUUUUUUUUUUUAGCAAGAUAAACUUUAUGGAAAGUG